ACCUCAAAAGUGGACUCUGAUAGCCGUUCACCAUUGUACUCGUAUACAUGGUAUUCAUCUAAGUAUCUGAUUUUAGCCAGACUAAUCCAUACCGAUAGAUGUCCCUGAAAACCUGCCAGCCACCGACGCAUCCUUCCAUCGAAAACACCUGCAUUCGAAAGACCUUGAUCCAUCGACAAUCCCGCCCGUAUUUCAUCCUGUGAGCGCCAUGGUCUUUAUCUUUCAGCAGCACCAGCACCAGCAGGAGGAGGGGUCAAAGUUGAUGGACCGGCAUCUGGGCCGUGAUGUGUCUUUGCUCCAACCGGGGUCAAAGACCACUCAGAGAACUUCUCUUUCAUCCCAGCACCCAGUUUUCCAGGGAAUCCCCGAGCGGUUAAUUGCUGCGGCAGCUCAGGCCUUCCAUCAUUCGUCCUCCUCGUCCUCGUUCCAUUGUUACCUUCUCGCAUCGAUCUGCGCAAAGCCCUCCUCCAUCGAGAUCUGUCAUGACAUACCCCUACAAGUGACCCCCUCCAGUUGCUUCUCGCUUGUCGCCAUCGGCGGAGCUCAUGCGUGUGCCUCAUGGUGUCUUUUAUGUAUCAAGUUGGCGGUUACUUGCACUUGUGCCAUCUAUUCUACUGAGUACUUACCGACUUACCAACCUACCAACCUACCAACCUACCUCCUCCCCUCAUCCGCCACUAGCUGUCUCAUUCUUCUUGAAUCGAUGGAGUAGUGCUUGGGGAUUAUUGUCCCUCUCCUUGAGUGGAUUUUUUUCCUUCAACACACGGGAACCUUCAUUCCAACCCCUGUUCUCAUUGGGCAUGAUGCACCUCAAUACACCUCUACAUCUCUACACCUCCACGGGAUUCGACCAGACGGGUGUUUACAACUGCUGGUACAUCCUGGAGAGACAAACGG
Messenger RNA from Aspergillus uvarum CBS 121591, 897 nucleotides. RefSeq lists its product as uncharacterized. The coding region runs from base 209 to 712 and encodes 167 amino acids. NCBI's taxonomy places the organism in Eukaryota, Fungi, Ascomycota, Eurotiomycetes, Eurotiales, Aspergillaceae. The record is from RefSeq and is a predicted model, not a curated record. The transcript has a single exon.